This is a messenger RNA of Cornus florida, 1845 nucleotides long. Its product is annotated as probable pectate lyase 12. The coding region runs from base 337 to 1806 and encodes 489 amino acids. The transcript is spliced from 4 exons. The record is from RefSeq and is a predicted model, not a curated record. Lineage: Eukaryota; Viridiplantae; Streptophyta; Magnoliopsida; Cornales; Cornaceae. Gene Ontology annotation, molecular function: pectate lyase activity.
CCCCUGUUUCUUUUUUCCUUUUCCCUCUCCUGCAGUGAAUACAGAUCCCUCAAAAAAAUGAUUAUAAAUGAAGAAAGAAGUAAAAAUAAAAGAUACUCUGAGUUGGAGAAGUGAGAGAAUCAGAAUCCAUUAUCUUCUUCACUCACUCACUCAUUCUGUCAUUUGCAUAUAUACUAACUACUAACUAUAUAUAUCAUUACACACCAAUCACACUACUAUUCUUCUCAGUAUUGCACCCAUACACUAACUCCUCCUAACUACAUUCCACAAGAAAGGAAAGGGAAGAGAAGGAAAGGAAAGGAAAGGAAGUACAUUGUCUUCGUCAAAUACAACAAAAUGCUCCACUGGACCUGCAUUGUUCUAAUCUCCCUCCUCACUUCAAUUUAUCCACUUGGUUCAGCAGCAAUGCUCAACCUCACUCUUCCAACUCCACACCCCAACCCUGAAUCUGUUGUUCAAGAUCUCCAAAGAAGAGUAAAUGUUUCACUGUCAAGAAGACAAAUGCUAUCAUACGCCAACAGCGACGCGUCCACAAGUAGCUCGUGCCUCACAGGCAACCCCAUCGAUGACUGCUGGCGAUGCGACACCAACUGGCAGCUCAACCGGCAACGUCUCGCCGACUGCGCCAUCGGCUUCGGCCAGUACGCCCUCGGCGGCAAAGGCGGUCGCUUCUACGUGGUCACGGACUCCUCCGACCACGACGCCGUCAACCCCCGGCCGGGCACUCUCCGUUAUGCGGUCAUCCAAACGGAGCCCCUCUGGAUCGUGUUCGCUACCAACAUGCUCAUCAAACUCUCCCAAGAACUCAUCUUCAACAGCUACAAAACCCUAGACGGCCGCGGCGCUAACGUCCACAUAAUAGGCGGUGGGUGCAUCACGCUCCAAUACAUCACCAACGUCAUCAUUCACAAUAUCCACAUCCACCACUGCUACGAAUCGGGCGAGACUAACGUGCGGUCGAGUCCAACGCACUACGGGUACAGAACCAAAUCGGACGGUGAUGGGAUCUCGAUAUUCGGUGCGAGCGACAUAUGGAUCGAUCACUGCUCGCUUUCACAUUGUAAGGACGGUCUGAUUGAUGCGGUGAUGGGGUCCACUGGGAUCACCAUAUCCAACAAUUACUUUUCGCACCAUAAUGAGGUGAUGUUAUUGGGUCACAGCGAUGAUUAUUUACCGGACUCAAGAAUGCAGGUGACCAUAGCGUUUAAUCAUUUUGGUCAAAAGCUAAUUCAGAGAAUGCCAAGGUGUAGAAGAGGGUAUAUACAUGUGGUCAACAAUGAUUUUACGCAGUGGGAGAUGUAUGCCAUUGGAGGUAGUGGAAAUCCUACCAUUAAUAGUCAAGGAAAUCGCUAUACCGCGCCUAAAAAUCCUUUUGCCAAGGAGGUGACAAAGCGAGUGGAAACAGGGCAGGAUGAAUGGAGGGGUUGGAAUUGGAGGAGUGAGGGGGACAUUAUGGUAAAUGGAGCCUUCUUUGUUGCAUCUGGAGAAGGUGUAGAGGUUAAAUACGAGAAGGCCUACAGCGUGGAGCCUAAAUCAGCUACAUUCAUUGACCAGCUCACCACUCACGCCGGUGUUCUCGGUUCCAGAAGCAACAAACUGGGCAAGUGGAGUUCCAAUGGUGAUGGGACUAUUUUAGGUGACGAUCCAUCUGAAGACAACAACGACAAUGAGAAUGAGAAUGAGGAUGAAAUGUUGGGAAGCUAUGCAACACCACCACCUUCCUCUAAUUCCAUAUUUUUCUCCUUUGUAAUCGCAUUGUCGUCCUUGUUAUUUCUCUAUGUCACCACAACAACCAUGGUGUUGUAGUAUGAGAUUAAAAGAAGGGCAUCUUCCAAUUCCAACUUA